This is a messenger RNA of Alnus glutinosa, 1540 nucleotides long. RefSeq names its product COBRA-like protein 6. The record is from RefSeq and is a predicted model, not a curated record. NCBI's taxonomy places the organism in Eukaryota, Viridiplantae, Streptophyta, Magnoliopsida, Fagales, Betulaceae. Bases 1 to 1485 code for a protein of 494 amino acids. Gene Ontology annotation, cellular component: plasma membrane. The transcript has 8 exons. Gene Ontology annotation, biological process: plant-type cell wall cellulose biosynthetic process; cellulose microfibril organization.
AUGGUGGCUGGUACAGUAGUUGAGUCGUCUGAUUUCAAUUGGGAAUACGACCUCACUGCAGAAGGUCAAUGCAAAGGGGGUCUCUCCUGUGGGAGCUCAUACGGUCAUCCUGCCCCACCAAGCAAGUUCAAAGAGGAUGGAAGCCAUCGAUGGACGCAAGCUCUUGAUGGGUACGACCCAUUGGAUCCUCAUGCAAAUAUAACCAUUACAUGGGAUCUCAUGAUUGAUAAUGGUGAGACAUAUGAUUGGGAUGAAUCGCGUGUUACCUUGCCGUCGGCUUUGUUGGGUGCAGCUGUUUGGGAUGAGUUGAAAGAGGAAAAGGUAUCACUUCACAAUUUCCAAUUAUUCCGGCAUGUAGAGCGGCCUGGAUGGAAAUUGAGUUGGACAUGGAAAGGCGACGAGGCAAUAUGGGAUAUAUGGGGAGCAGAGGCCACCCAGCAAGGAAACUGCUCUAGAAUCAGGGGUCCAGUGCUUCCUCAUUGUUGUGAGAAGCAGCCAGUGAUUGUUGAUCUCAUGCCAGGAGCACCUUAUAACAAGCAGUCUGCCAAUUGUUGCAAGGGAGGUGUGCUAACAUCCAUGACACAAGAUCAUAGUAUGUAUGUUGCUGCUUUUCGGAUGAAUGUUAAGAAAGCUUCUGGUAACAAUACAUCAGAUGGCUUCAUGCCAGUAAAUUUCAAUCUUGGUCUUCCCGGUUAUACCUGCGGAGACCCAUUUCAGGUCCCACCAAGCAAGUUCAAAGAGAAUGGAAGCCGUCGAUGGACACAAGCUCUUGAGACUUGGAAUGUAACCUGUAUUUACUCCCAAUUUCAAGCAUCACCUGCGCCAAAAUGUUGUGUUUCCUUGUCUGCAUUCUACAAUAGUACCAUUGUUCCUUGCCCCCAGUGCAGCUGUAAUUGCAACGAGCUGGAUGGAGCAAAAUGUGUAAAGUCUGCUGAAGCAGCUCCUAUGUUGGAACUACCACAUGCAAGUGAAGAAGAAGCACAACCUUUGGUGAGGUGUUCUCAGCACAUGUGCCCUAUACGGGUGCAUUGGCAUGUGAAAGAAAGUUACAGAGAAUAUUGGCGGGUCAAGAUCACAAUCACAAACCUAAAUUUUGUCAAAAACUAUUCCAAGUGGAACUUGGUGGUGCUUCACCCCAACUUCAGAAACGUCACUCAAGUUUUCAGUUUCAACUACCAGCCCCUAAGCCCUUAUGGAAACAUCGAUGAUACAGGAAUGUUUUGGGGGAUUCCGUUCUACAACGACAUGUUACUUCAAUCGGGACCGAGCGGAAACGUACAAACCGAGAUGCUACUGCACAAAGAUCCGGGUGUCUUCACUUUUAGAGAAGGAUGGACUUUCCCAAGAAGAAUUUCGUUUAAUGGAGAUGAAUGUGUCAUGCCCCCUCCAGAUGAAUACCCUUGGCUCCCCAGCAGUGGUCAUAGUGCCACAGUAAGGCCUUUGAUAAUUCUUUUCUUCUUGUUAUUGCUUAUAGCAGUACUUUGAACAGAAAGUGUCUGCAUUAGAGAUUAGAACUCAUGAUUAUAAAUAGAGUAGUAAU